This is a messenger RNA of Prinia subflava (tawny-flanked prinia), 1646 nucleotides long. RefSeq names its product vesicle-associated membrane protein 5-like. The transcript is spliced from 3 exons. The coding region runs from base 378 to 779 and encodes 133 amino acids. The record is from RefSeq and is a predicted model, not a curated record. Gene Ontology annotation, biological process: Golgi to plasma membrane protein transport. Gene Ontology annotation, cellular component: plasma membrane. NCBI's taxonomy places the organism in Eukaryota, Metazoa, Chordata, Aves, Passeriformes, Cisticolidae.
GACCCAUAUCUGCAGGGAUUUGGGGACACCGACACAGGUGGUGCUGUGGGGCCCCUUUUCUCGGGGACAGGACAGUCCUAAGGAACACAUCUUUGGGGGUCCUGGGGACGUGGGAUGCCUGGGAGGCUGUAGGGACAGGGGGCUCUCUGGGGACAUGGGGUGCCCUGUAGACCCGGGGAGGGUUGAGGCGGGGUCCUGGGGAGCUCCGUCCCGGAGGGUGCAGGCCGAGGUGUCGCGGGUCGGAGGACACUCGAGGGUGGGAAGGGGGGCGGUCCCGGUCCCUCCCGUCGGGGGCGGCCGCUGGGGCCCGAGGCGGAACGGGUACAGGAACGAGCGCACCGGUAGCGGCAGCGGCACCGACCUGUGGUACCGGGGCCAUGGCAGAGCUGGCGCGGUGCCAGCGCGAGGCCGAGGAGGUGGCAGAGCUGAUGCGACAGAACGUGGCGCGGGCGCUGGAGCGGGAGGGACACCUGGAGCAGCUGCAGAGCCGAGCCCAGGACCUUCGACAGGCGAGUGAAGCCUUCACCCGCACCACACAGACGGUGGCACAGCGCCAGCGCAGGAGACAUCGGCGGUGGCACCUUGUGGCCCUCGGCCUUGGCCUCCUCCUCCUCUUUAUCCUGGGUCUGGCACUGGUGCUGGCCUUGGCACGGUCAUCCCCCGGGACUGUCACCAGCACUGUCCCCACCCCACGGGGGGGACCAAGCACACCCCCAAAACUGCAGGGACCCCAUGACAGAACAACAGGGGGACACCUGAGGGGUCCCCAGGAUAAAUAAACACCAGGACUUGCUUGGGGAGACUACAACAACAACAAUUAGGAAUCAGUGGGAUGAUUUUCAAGGAGACCCUACAACAAAUAAACUCCAAGAUCUGCUUUGAAGAGACCCUACAAUAAAAACCUAGCAAGACCCACUCAAGGGUAACACUACAGUAGGCACCAGGAGCUCUUUAGGGAGACCCUACAAUCACAAACCAGGAGAAUGAACUUCAGGGAGACUCUAUAAUAAAUAAAUACCAGGAUCUGGUUUGGAAUGACCCUACAAUAACUAAGGCUCCAGAAUCUGAUUUGAAGAUACCCCAUGAUAAUAAAUCAGCAGGAUGAACUCUUGUGAAGACCCUACCAUAAAUAAACACCAGGACACAUUUAGGACCCCACAGCAACCAAGCCUGUGGGACCUACUUCAGGGAAACCCUACAAUAAAUAAACACCAGGAUCUGUUUUGGGGAGACCCUACAAUAAAUAAAUACAAAGAGCUCUUUGGGAAGACCCUACAAAAACAGAGCAGUGGUAUCACCUUGGGGGAGAUCCUACAAUCCCAAACCCACCAAAUGAUUUCCAGGAAGAUCUUACAAUAACAAAUGUGCCAGGCCCUCCAGGGAGACCCUACAAUUAAUAAACAUCAGAAUCUACUUCAGGGAGACCUUACCAUAACAAAGGACCAGGAUGAUCUCUGGGAAGACCCUACAAUAACAAACAUGCUGGACCUGCUCUGGGGAAACCCAAUGAGAAAUAAACACCUUAACUUUUGUUUGGAGAGACCCUACAAAAACAAACCAGCAAGACCUGCUCCAGGGAGACCCAAUGAAAAUAUUCCAAACCCUCUCUGGGGAGACCCUACAAUAAAUAAACACCAUAAUCUGUU